Molecule: messenger RNA, 756 nt
Organism: Populus nigra (black poplar)
Lineage: Eukaryota; Viridiplantae; Streptophyta; Magnoliopsida; Malpighiales; Salicaceae
Product: universal stress protein PHOS32
Exons: 4
Coding region: 92-586 (164 amino acids)
Source: RefSeq, a predicted model, not a curated record
GUUGAGAAGAGAGAGAAGAAAAAGAAAACCAAAACUGACCACCAGAGAGAGAGAGAGAGAGAGAGAGAGAGAGAGAGAGAGAGAGAGAGAGAUGGCAGGAGAGAAGAUAGUGGGUGUAGCCGUUGAUUUCUCAUCAUGCAGCAGGAAAGCACUAAAAUGGGCCGCGGAUAACAUUAUCCGUGACGGGGAUCACCUUGUCCUGGUCAUUGUACAACCUGAAGGUUACUAUGAAGAUGGCGAGAUGCAGCUCUGGGAAGUCACCGGAUCACCUAUGAUCCCUCUAUCAGAGUUUUCUGAUCCCGUGACCAUGAAGAAAUACGGGUUGAAGCCUGAUCCUGAAACUCUUGAUCUUCUCAACACUGUUGCUCACCAGAAAGAGAUCGUUGUGGUGCUGAAGAUCUACUGGGGAGACCCUCGUGAAAAGAUAUGUGAAGCAAUUGAUAAGAUCCCUUUGAGUUGCCUUGUAAUUGGCAACAGAGGACUUGGCAAGGUUAAGAGGGCCAUCAUGGGUAGUGUAAGCAACUAUGUGGUGAAUAAUGGAUCCUGCCCAAUUACUGUCGUGAAGCAGUCGGACCACGAACCGUAAGCCCAUUUACCCUUUCCAAGAGGGAUAAUCGCUAUGUUCUCUUUGGAUUGAGCUUGGAUUUCUUUAGCUGUCUAGGAGCUUAAUUUGCAUGGCAUGUGAAAUUCUGCUGUAUCAAAUAAGGAUGUUGAAUGUUGUUUGUUACUUGUUGAAGUUGGACAGAUUUCCGAAUA